AUGGACGUUAUCAAGAAGAGGGAGGGAGGCGGAAACACCGCUGCCGUCGUCAAGCUCGUGGACGAAGACGAAACUCCUAGACCGCCCAAGCCUGCUUCGCGAGCGCUCAUCCGUCGUCCCGCCCCAGCAGCACCUCCACUCGGCGGUACCCCCAUUCCCGAGGAUCUUCAACCUCUCCACGCCCUCCUCGCUCGGCGUACUCCCGAAUUGACCGGCGCAGUCUAUCACACCACCAUCCGCGAGCUCGCACGCCUUAGCAAAAUUCCGCCCCAGAGCGCGGAGUACGGCGUGGCGAAGACGUAUCUCGAGCUGUUGUUGGCGCUACCAUGGAAGAGGGUGUCGGAGGAUGAGAGUGUGGAUCUGAAGGUGGCAAGGGAGAGGUUGGAGGAGGAGCAUGAGGGUCUGGAAGAGGUGAAGCGGAGGGUGGUCGAGUAUCUGGCGGUGUAUCGGCUCAAAAAACAACUCUUUGCUGUGGCACAAGCGAAGAAGACCUCCUCCGAUGCUCCCUCCAUCAACGGUGCACCGAUAGACCCGUCGACGGCGUCAGAACUGCUCGAAUUGAUCCCUUCCGAUGAGCGCGCUGCUGCCGAGGCCCCACUCCCUCCCGCAAUCGAAGACGGGCCCCCUGUUGGCGGAUAUCGCGACAAGGGCCCGAUCCUACUCCUCGUCGGUCCACCUGGCGUCGGCAAGACCAGUAUCGCCCGCUCCCUCGCGUCCUGCUUGGGUCGCAAGUUCCACCGCAUCUCCCUCGGCGGCGUACGCGACGAAGCGGAGAUCCGCGGUCAUCGGCGGACGUAUGUCGGUGCUCUACCUGGCCUGCCCGUUCAAGCUUUACGCAAGGUCGGUGUCAGCAACCCGGUCAUCCUCCUCGACGAGAUGGACAAGCUCUCUACCAACUCGUUCCAUGGCGACCCGUCCGCUGCGCUAUUGGAAGCGCUCGAUCCCGCCCAGAAUUGGGGGUUCCACGAUCACUAUCUCGGAGAUGUCCCCAUCGACCUCAGUCAGGUCAUGUUCGUUGCUACCGCAAACAGCCUCGAUACCAUCCCGGCUCCUCUGCUAGAUCGGUGCGAGGUGAUCCAGUGCGCAGGAUACGUGAUGGAGGAGAAGGUACGGAUCGCCGCGAGGUUCCUGGUCAAGAAGCAGAUGGAGGAGAAUGGGUUGAAGGAGGGGUUAGUGAGCGUCGAUGAUGAGGGAUUGAGGCGGGUCAUUGAGGAUUAUACACGAGAAUCUGGCGUCCGGUCGCUCGAACGCGAGAUCGCAAAGCUCAUGCGCGCCAAGGCCGUCGAGUACUCCCAAUCCCUCUCGGUCCCCUCCGCUACUACCCCCGCCAACACGUCUCUAUCGUCGAAUGCGGCAAGCUAUAACCCCACCAUCACAGCCGGCGAUAUCGAGCGCAUACUUGGCCUUCCCAGAUUCGAAUCAGAGCUGCGCGAAGCGUCGGCUGCACCAGGCGUCGUCCAUGGUCUCAGCUAUCAAGGAAGCGGGAUGGGUGGGGUGCUCGUGCUCGAGGCGGCGACUGUGCCUCUUCACGGUGGACGCGGGGGGAGCUUGAGGUGUACGGGCAGGCUAGGCGAGGUCAUCCAGGAGAGUGCAGACCUGGCGUUCACGUGGGUGAAGGCACAUGCGGUAGAGCUGGGAGUACAAGAUGCAAUGAGGGGAGUCGAUGUGCAUCUUCACCUGCCGUCAGGUUCGAUCAAGAAGGACGGUCCGUCCGCAGGUAUCGCUAUGGUCAUGGCGUUCGUCUCGCUCCUCUCGGAUCGGGCAGUACCUCCGACGACGGCUAUGACGGGGGAGAUCACGUUGAGGGGGCUGGUCACGCCGGUCGGGGGCAUCAAGGAGAAGGUGCUGGGCGCCCAUCGGGCGGGGAUCAAACGUAUCCUUAUGUCCGAGCGAAACAAGAAGGACGUCGAGGCCGAUAUCCCAGACUCUAUCAAGCAAGACGUCGAGUUCAAGUUCGUUCGCACCAUAGGGGAGGCUCUGGAGAUUGUAUGGGGUAAGGAGGUAUGGGCAAUGGGGAGCGGCCCGGAUGGCAGGUCAAGGACCGAGGCGAGGCUGUGA
Molecule: messenger RNA, 2058 nt
Organism: Dioszegia hungarica
Lineage: Eukaryota; Fungi; Basidiomycota; Tremellomycetes; Tremellales; Bulleribasidiaceae
Product: Lon protease C-terminal proteolytic domain-containing protein
Exons: 6
Coding region: 1-2058 (685 amino acids)
Biological process (GO): protein targeting to peroxisome; protein processing; protein catabolic process
Cellular component (GO): peroxisomal matrix
Molecular function (GO): serine-type endopeptidase activity; ATP binding; ATP hydrolysis activity
Source: RefSeq, a predicted model, not a curated record